AUGUCUGCCGUCUCUCGCCUCCUCCACCGUUCUUUCUCCACCACUGCCCAAUCUCCCUCCAUCAAGUCCCUUUCCCAGGACCUCUACAAGGAGCGAAACCUGAAGAAACUCGUCCAGAAAUUCAAGCUUUAUUCAUCUUCCGACCGUUUCCGCACCAAGAAUGGCAUUUAUGAGUCCACGGUCCGCCGCCUGGCUUCCGCCAAACGCUUCAAAUGGAUUGAAGAAAUUCUCGAACAUCAGAAGCAAUUCAGACAUGACAUUUCCAAGGAGAACUUCUCUAUCAGGCUUGUCAAAUUGUAUGGACAAUCGGGCAUGUUUGAGAAUGCGAAAAAAGUGUUCGAUGAAAUGUCUGAGAGGAAUUGUGAAAGGAGUGUGAAGAGUGUGAAUGCCCUUUUGUCAGCUUGUGUGAAUUCGGGGAAACUUGAGGAGAUUGAGGGGAUUUUUAGGGAAAUGGAGAUGAAGUGGCAAGUGAGGCCUGAUGUCGUUUCAUAUAAUAUCGUGAUCAAAGGGCUGUGUGAGAUGGGGGAGUGGGAUAAAGGGUUGGGUAUGCUUGAUGAGAUGGAAAGAAGUGGGGUGAAGCCCGAUUUGGUUACUUUUAAUACAGUUCUUGAUAAGUUAUAUUCGAAUAAGAGGUUUGAUGAUGGUGAAAAUAUGUGGAGACGAAUGGUGGAAAGUGGAUUUUUACCCAACAUUAGGAGCUAUAAUGCGAGGCUUGUGGGAUUACUUAAUGAGAAGAAGUUUAAUGAAGCUGUUGAGUUGAUUAGUGAAAUGGGGAAAAGUGGGAUACAGCCUGAUUUUUUUAGCUACGCAAUUCUUAUUAGAGGGUAUUGUGAUGAGGGAGAUUUGAAGGGGGUGAAGAAAUGGUAUAGCGAGUUGGUCAGAAGCGAGUGUGUCCCGGAUAGGGCAUUGUUUAGGGUGGUUCUUUCAUCUGCACUAGACAAUGGUGAUUAUGAUUGGGUUUUUGAGCUUUGCAAAGAGGUUUUCGAGAGAAAAUGUCUGGUUGAUGCAAGUUUGUUGCAGAAUGUGGUGGAUGGGUUCGUGAAGGAUUCAAGGAUUGACGAGGCUAAGAUGGUUGUUCAGAUGGGGAGGUCAAAUGAUUACCGCCAUUAUAAACUUGAGCUUCCAUCACAAGUAGUUUAA
Messenger RNA from Fraxinus pennsylvanica, 1140 nucleotides. The record is from the annotation of a GenBank genome assembly. Lineage: Eukaryota; Viridiplantae; Streptophyta; Magnoliopsida; Lamiales; Oleaceae.